This is a messenger RNA of Oryzias melastigma (Indian medaka), 2146 nucleotides long. It is a transcript of the gene egr2a, whose product is annotated as early growth response 2a. Gene Ontology annotation, molecular function: DNA-binding transcription factor activity, RNA polymerase II-specific; RNA polymerase II cis-regulatory region sequence-specific DNA binding. The transcript is spliced from 2 exons. The coding region runs from base 713 to 1897 and encodes 394 amino acids. Lineage: Eukaryota; Metazoa; Chordata; Actinopteri; Beloniformes; Adrianichthyidae. Gene Ontology annotation, biological process: regulation of transcription by RNA polymerase II. The record is from RefSeq and is a predicted model, not a curated record.
UUAUUGUGAAAAGCAAAAUGAAAAAUGAAAUUUUGUUUUGUUUUUUGAGCCAAAACAUGGGUUAUAUUCCCCUCCUGGAGGGAAGUCAGAUAUGAAUUCAGCCUAAACACUUUUACUUGAUCCGUUUUUGCUGGAGGAAAGCCGCUUUCCGGGGAAACGAGCUGUUUGGAUAAUUAUUCUCCUGCUAAUCACCUCAUCUAUCUCCGGCGGCCAACAAUAGCCGCGCGCAGUCAGAGCAGCGAUCUGUUCCUGACAAGCAGCAGGGAUAACAAAUGGGUCUGCGCAGUCAGUGUGUGGGCUCAGCUGGCACAAACACGGCCCCGUUCAGCCCCGAUCACCCGGAUAACGGCCAUAUAUGCCGCCGGGGCUCCUGUCACCUCACCGGAGCAUCCUUUUAUGGAGGCCGGAAUUCCGCAUGCCUCGUUUCCUCCAAAAUAUAAAUACAAAAAAAAAAAAGAAAAGAAGGAGUUGGGAAUGAAAAUCCUCAACUUCCAUGAGUUUUAAAUUCAUUUGCACCACUUAUUUCGGCCCGUCGUCACGGUUAUCCCCACUAUUCUAUUUCUAGAGUUACCCCUCUUUUAUUUUUUCCAAAAGUCAAGUCCAUAUUUGGUGAAUGACGUCACGGGAACCCCAGAGAUUCCCUUUAAAAGCCUCGCGGCGCCUUCUGGGAGCUGUUUGAAGGAGAUGAGAGGCGCGUCUGAAGCGCAGCAGAAUGGCUACUAAAGCGCUGGAUGAAGUCGCCGCGUCUUUACGCAGCCUCAUAGACGCCAUUCCCAAGGAUGCGCACGCGGCGCUGGGGGGGCUCACUCCCCAAACGGCGGUAGUUUUCAAAGAGGAGCCCGAUGGGGGGGAGGAUGACGAGAGGCAGAGUGAGGCGGGCGGUGAUCGUCUGCAGCUCCAGGGCGACUUGGCGCAGUACGUGGCAACUUUACGCGCGCACCCAGUGGCGUUCAGCGGAAAGUUUUCGGUGGACUCCAGGUGCGCAGGUGGGCAGUGGACGCCAGGGGACGUCUGCGUGCUCAGCGCUGACAUCACCACCGCCGGGCCCGAAGCGGUGUCCGGAUCUCCCGCAGCAUCACCUGACAUUUACGCACCAGGAGGAGGAGAAGCGCAAAGCAGCAUGGCGCACGGACAGCCCGGCAUCAGCCACAUGUACGGGCCCCCUCACCCCCACCCACAUCCCGACCCACCCUACCCCUGUGGCGGGGACAUGUACCAGGACCAAACAGCAGGGGCUUACCUGGCUCCAUCCACCUGCGCAGGGCCGUACCACCAACACCAGCCCUAUAACUCCGCCCCCAAACCACCUGUGGAUGGCGCGCUGCUCUCCAUCAUCCCUGAAUAUGGGGGGUUUUAUCAGCAGAGCUGCCAGAGGGACAUCCAGGCGGCUUUUCCCGACAGGAAGUCCUUGGCGUACCCGCUGGACUCCCUCAGGGUGGCCCCGCCCCUCACGCCGCUCAACACCAUCAGGAACUUCACGCUCGCUGCGCCCUCCUCUGCCGCAGAGGGUCCGAUGGCCGCCGCCUUCCCCGCCCACCAGAACCUCCCUCUCAGGCCCAUCCUGAGACCCAGAAAGUACCCGAACCGCCCCAGCAAGACGCCCGUGCACCAGAGGCCGUACCCGUGUCCGGCCGAGAGCUGCGACCGCAGGUUCUCCAGGUCGGACGAACUGAGCCGACACCUGCGCAUCCACACCGGCCACAAGCCCUUCCAGUGCCGCAUCUGCAUGAGGAACUUCAGCCGCAGCGACCACCUCACCACGCACAUCCGCACGCACACCGGGGAGAAGCCCUUCUCGUGCCAGCAGUGCGGGAGGAAGUUCGCGCGCAGCGACGAGAGGAGAAGGCACAUGAAGAUCCACCUCAGGCAGAAGGAGAAGAAGCCCUGCGCGUCCUAACCCCCCCGCAGAGAUGCCCAGAGAUACCCCCCAGACAACAGGCAGGACUGUCACCUAAUGGGGUUCCAGGGUUUCCAAACAGCCAUAAAUAACUUUCUCUCAGGGAGUCAAAGAUCUUUGUGAAGGAUGCAGGAUGAGGAGCGCUAUCUGCUGAAAACAAAAAAGGCUUCAGCUCGGUUCUGUUUAUGCUAAAAAUGAACUGCCAUACUGUAAAAACCAUCUGAAUGAAGGUGUCUCAGUGUUGACCUU